Messenger RNA from Seriola aureovittata, 3952 nucleotides. RefSeq names its product fibronectin type III domain-containing protein 7-like. Lineage: Eukaryota; Metazoa; Chordata; Actinopteri; Carangiformes; Carangidae. The record is from RefSeq and is a predicted model, not a curated record. The transcript has 15 exons. Gene Ontology annotation, molecular function: protein binding. Bases 689 to 3151 code for a protein of 820 amino acids.
UCUAUCUAUAAAUUAAUACGGCCAUUUUCGCCAGUGAUGACCUGUGGCCCCUACAUGGAGUAUCACACAAUGAUAUCCAGCUCUGUUCUGAUUGGUCCAGUGAGUAGAUUAACUGCAAAUAACAACCACCUAUUUGAUGACUUUUGCCUUCAGUUUUUCUUUUUGUUCUUUUAUUUAUUUUUUUGAUCUGGCAACCUGUAAAAGUUUUUUUGAUGUGUGCUCCCUACAGCCUGUUUGUCUUUAGUGGUUGGUAACAUCUGGAAUAAAAGGGCUUCUAAAAUUUAAAAAACUAAUUACGAAUUUAGAAAAUGUGUUCAUUAUGUUCAAUGUGAGUGCUCUGAGGCCUCUAGGUAGGGGAAGUCCAGUCCCUUUGCCAAACCCCUGUAUUUUUUUGGCACCUUGACUACAUCCUUGAAUAUGGAAUAUCAUGCCUAUAGCUACAAAGGUGUUUCCUUCUCGUGCUAUUCAACUUGCACCUGCCCCAAGUUAUAUCUCUCUGCUUCAGCAGGAUUGGACAUUUGCUCCCAGUGGGAGGGGCCAGAUGCAGGUAUUUCAAGUAAAACAGAUACCACAUAUGUUUUAGAAAAGGUAAAACAGUUAAGAGUGAAGCAUUAAAAAAAAAAAUCUAACAGAGGCUGCACACUGUGAGAAACAGUGAGAGGAGUGUUUCCAGGUACAGACGUGAAGAAUGGGCACAAUGAAGUGGCUGGUGAUUUUUGUCUUGCUGGGCAUAUGCUCACAGGCUGCAACUGAAUCGGCUAUCCAAGUAUCCGUGUUCUCAGCAUCAUCCAAGACAAUGAUUCUCAGAUGGACCAGGUACUCUGGAGCCAGCUCAUACAAGAUCUCCGUUGCCCCCAAAAGCUCACCAAGCAACCCCAUCGCUUUUGCCCAGUUUGGUCCGAACACAGUGAUGGGCUCUGUCAACUCUCUGUCCCCAAACAUCAAUUAUGUCUUCACAGUCAAAGCUCUGGACAACUCCCAAGGAACACUGAGCGCUGCCAAUGUUGAGUCAUCUACAGCCCCUGAGACCAUGGAGCCCAUCCAGACAGUGAAACCGAAGGACAGCAGGACCUUGAUGGCGGACUUCACCUUGAAGUCCGGGGCGACUCACUACAUCAUACGCAUCCAGAACUCCAAUGGCUUCUACAGAGAAGAUACAGUUUCUUCCUCCCCCACUGAGAUUCAGUCCCUCACACCGUACACUGAGUACACGCUCAGCAUCAUGGCUGUGAACAGCGGAGGCCGCAGCCAGCCGUCUCUUCCUGUGACUGCAAUGACAGUGUUGCCUCCUCCUCAGCUCUCCACCUCCUCUCCCACCAACGACAGCAUCGUUGUGUCAUGGCCCCCCAUUGCUCACGCUGUCCAGUACACCCUGUCCGUAUACAAGUUUGGUUCAAACACCAACAUGAAGCACAACACCUCCAACACCAAUCUGACCAUCUCUGGCCUGGAUGCUGGCUCACUCUACAUGAUCAAGGGAUUGGCCUGGGACCCUGAGGGCCGACAGGGAGAGGGCAGUUUGCACAUCAACCAGACAACACGACCUCCAACACCGUCUUCUGUCAACGUCUCUGUGGUGAUGAGUAACGAUGUGGCCGAACUCUCUGUGUCCUGGGAACUCGAAGCGGAGGUCUUUGGAUCCAUCGAGUAUUUUGUAAUGAGUGACCAGAACCUCACCUGCAACUCCACGUCCAGCUCCUGCACCCUGUCUCCGGUGGCCUGUGGAGAGGUACACGUUAUCCAGGUCACCGCCUCAAACCAGGCCGGGCCCAGCUUCCCGUCCAGCCCCAAGGUCUUCAUCACCUUCCCCUGCCCUCCAGAGUCUCUGGAUCUUGUGGAGUCGACAGAAGGAAACUGCACGCUGACGUGGGACACGGUGCCUCACGCUGACAGCUACGUGGCCUUCAUCAAGAGAAGCGAUGGUGGUGAAGAGACCUGUAACACCACCAGCAACAACUGUACCUACCACUGCCAGUGUGGCUACACAUACCUGAUGUCUGUGCUCGCGUUCAACCAGGCCGGAGCCAGUCCUCCAGGAAAGACUCUCAACUAUACCACCUUGCCCUGUUGUCCCGAGGGUGUAUCCGUCUCCCUGGUGAGCGCUGACACUCUGGAGAUCAUGUGGACAGCUUCGCGGGGGGCAGAGCUCUACCAGACUCGGGCUGCGGACAGUUCAGAGGUCAUCCUGUGUAACGACACGGCCCCGGUGUGCGCCCUCUCUGACCUCAGCUGUGACAGUGCCUACAGCGUGGUGGUGACGCCCUGCAAUGAAAUCAGUGGAUGCAACCUUGCAUGCAAAGCUCACACCAAAGACACAGCUCCCUGCAUGCCAAUGAAUCUGAUGCUGAACCCGAAGAACUCCUCCUGCGUCAGUGUGAGCUGGGCAGCGAACAACAGGGCAGCUACUUACACAGCGAGCGCGAUGGGAGAUGACGGCAAACACACCUGCACCACCACUGGAAACAGCUGCGACAUCGCUGACCUUCCCUGUGGCUCCACCUAUGAAGUCAGCGUCACAGCGAGCAGCGCCGCUGGCCAGAGUUUACCCAGCUACUCUGACUCUCUGGAGACAGAACCCUGUUGCCCGGUGAAUCUAACAGUGGCUCAGGUGACUCAGGCAAUGACCAACGUCUCGUGGUCUCACGCCAAAGGGGCGCAUUCGUUCAUCACUUCUCUGACAUCGCCGCGUGGUCACGCACGCUGCCACACCCAGGACUCCCACUGCCUCAUGGGAUGCAUCACCUGUGGGACAAACUACACCGUCACCAUGGAGGCGUUCAGCCACAGCGGGCGCAGGGCCAACUGCACUUAUCAGGGCUUCUCGUCCAGUGCCUGCUGUCCCUCGGGUGUCAGGCUCUACAGGAUGGCUGGUAACUCUCUGCGGGUGUACUGGCGCAGCGCUGGCAGCAGCCACGGCUACAUCACAGAGAUGAUGAGCGGCAGCAACAACUUCACCUGCACUGCGUCUCCCGGGGAAAACAGCUGUGAUGUUAGCAACAUCCAGUGUGGGGACAUCUAUCACGUGGUGGUGGCUCCGCUCACACCAGAGGGCAGAAAAGUCCAGUUCUGCCCUCAGAGACUGUACUCAGUCACAUGCUCAGACAGCAACAUUGGCUCAGUCAUUUACAGAGGGAAGAGAAGCGUGGACUAGCAUAAGCCUCUUCUCCACAGAGACAACAAGCACUUCCAGCCCCCCCACUCCCACUCCCACCCCCACCCCCUGGUCAUCCCUGGUCAAGUGGAUGAAGCCCAUCUGAUAAAUAAAGAGAACAACAACUGUUAACCAAGAAUAAACAUGCCUGUCUGUCGGCCAUGAUAUAAAAUGAUGAUGAAAUAAAUGUUUGAGAUAUUGUAAACCUGCUUUUAAAUGAUGUUCAUGCAAAGUAUCAUGGCCAAGAAAAAACAUUAUUGUGCCCCAACAGACAUGAUCAAGUACUUAAAUGUGAGAAAGCCAUGGACAAGUGAAUAACAGGAGUUACUUUUGUUUGCAGUAAAUUAUGGUAUGGAAAUGGUGAAAGUGAUGAAAGCUGAAAACCUAAAUUUACAUGCUUUAACGAUAAAGUUGUAACAGUCUAAUUUUGAGUAAUUGCAAAUUGCUAUUGGGUUAAAAAAACUACAAAUAAAUUCUGUAAUUGAUUGAUUGAUUCUCUAAUUGGCAAAAAUCUAUCAGAAAAACGGUAACAGCCUGCCCCAACAGACAUUUUACAUUAUUCAUGAAAACUUCAUUUUAAGAAGCAUUCAUUUGAGAAAUGACCAAAUUAAAAUACAUUUCAUAGCUCCAGCCCUAAGUAGGAAGCCUCCCGAUUAUAAGUGGCAGACACUGAUCUGUGCCUCCAGCUUCUUCAUUGUGCUGCUGCUUGUUCUCUGGAUGAAUUAAACAUUUUGGAAUAUGUGUCACUGCGAUUGUGUAAACCUGAUGCAUAUUUCUGCUAAUAAAGAAUUCCCAGCAUUA